ACCCGGUGUGCCAGCCGCCGUGACACCCCCGGGACAGGUUCUAGUGCCCGGUCCACCCGUUCCCUGAGCGCCGCCUGUCCAUGGACAAGAACUAUCAGAAGAAGCGGAAGGAGAAUGCCCGACGCGGGGACGCCAACGCGGGUGCCAAACUCGUGCGCAAUUUCCGCGGCCUGGGCAUGGGCGUGUUUGACGGGGUGACGGGCGUCGUGCUGCAACCGAUUUCCGGUGCCAAGGAAGAGGGAUUCGGCGGCUUUCUCAAGGGCGUCGGGAAGGGAAUGGUGGGCCUCGUGUCUAAGCCCACUUCGGGCGUCUUUGAUUUCGCGUCGUCGAGUCUGGACAUGGUGCGAAGGGUUGCGGAUAAUCAAGGAGUUGUUCACCGAAUUCGACCACCGAGAUUUCUGGAAGCCGAUGGAACGAUUCGUCCUUAUUCGAGGCAAACUGCUGAAGGCAAUGAAGUGCUUCAAAACGUGGACAAGGGCAAAUACGCAGUCACAGACACAUACGUGGCACAUCUCGUCACCGAACCUGACGGGAAGACAGUGUUUCUUGUCACGUCGGCGAGAAUGAUGUUGGCCAGGAAAACGGACAUCCUGGGGAAUUGGGAAAUCGAGUGGGAACACGUGUUGGAGCAUUUUAUCGACGCUGCUGUCGAGGCUGGACAAUUGAAAUUGACCUUGAAACGCACCGACUCGUCUCCGGUCGGUGUUGCCAAAUUAUUCUCAAACUUUCGCGGGGCGAAGAGUCAGACGCAAGAACGGAUCCGGAUUGUCAAGGUCCAGAACCGGGCGCAAGCUGAGUGGUUGAAAAUGAAACUUGUCGCUGCCCGACAAGCGAUGAGGACAUGAAUGCUGAAUGUGGGACAUUCCAGCCAUGAAUGUCUUAUCUGCUUUCGUCAUUAUUCGUGCUUUCUAUGACGUGGAUAUGGGGAAGUGAUUGUCUCUCCCUGGUUUCGGGAUUUGCGGGAAAUCGGUGCAUUUUUUUUAUCCUGUGCUGUGAUGCAGUGUCGAUUCAGAUCGGGUUGAAGGUGUUAUGAUUUGGUACUAGUUUCUCUGCUGAUCGCGGAUGACCUUAAUGCAAGGUGAAAAAUCGA
Messenger RNA from Notodromas monacha, 1090 nucleotides. The record is from the annotation of a GenBank genome assembly. Lineage: Eukaryota; Metazoa; Arthropoda; Ostracoda; Podocopida; Cyprididae.